Pieris rapae (cabbage white) is the source of this 11933-nucleotide messenger RNA. RefSeq lists its product as uncharacterized. The transcript is spliced from 22 exons. The coding region runs from base 238 to 11505 and encodes 3755 amino acids. Gene Ontology annotation, molecular function: ATP-dependent chromatin remodeler activity; ATP hydrolysis activity; ATP binding. Gene Ontology annotation, cellular component: nucleus. The record is from RefSeq and is a predicted model, not a curated record. NCBI's taxonomy places the organism in Eukaryota, Metazoa, Arthropoda, Insecta, Lepidoptera, Pieridae.
UUAUUAAAAGACUCUGUGAUUUAAAUUUGCUCGAUAUUUUUAAGUUUAGGCACAAAUGUGUGAAUAAUGCGACAUAUAAUAUCAAAAAUUGUUUUUAAAUACUGUGACUAUGAUUAACGAUUAUACUAUAUGUAUAUCUAUACGUAAUUAUACAUAGCAUAACGCUGUUAAACCGCUGUGUAAAGUGAUUUUUUACCAUGAAAGUAGACAUAUGUUUGUUAAAACAAUAAUAGUAAAAUGUCUGAAGAAGUUCAUAUUACAUCGAAGCAUUUAACGACCACCGAGGAGGAGUUUGAAGGGUUUCAAGCAAAUUCGAUUUACGAAGAAGAAGAAUUUAUUACUUUAUCAGAUCUAGUGUCUCCUGAGGAGGAGGUCACAGAGUAUUCCUACAAUUGUGCAGCAGUGCUGGAAAAUAGUGACAUUAGUGAAAAUUUACGUUACGAACAAAAUGACGAUUUAGAUGUUGGUCUUUCAGAAAUCAAAAUUGACGGGAACUCACUACAACAUUUUAAUUCAAAUUAUACCCAAGAUUACGUAGAACCUCAAUUACAGACUAAAAAAAGAGGUUGUAUAACAGAAACUGAAUUAAUUAUAAAGUCACAGACAGCUGCUACCAUACUUACAACUAAAAGAGGUCGAGGAAGAGGCAGGGGGGGAGUUCAAGGAAGAGGUAGGGGAAAAGGCAAUGCAGGAGUACGGGGAAAAGGCAGAGGAGGAGUACAGGGAAAGGGCAGGGGAGGCAGAGGAGGACAACGAGAAAGAGGGGGAGCUCUACGAGGAAGAGGCAGGGGAGGACUAAGAGUUAGAAGCAGGAAAGGACUACAAGAUAGAGGCAGUGUAGGACCACAAGGAAUAAGCAUGGAAGCACUGCCAGAUAUAAGUGAAAAAAAUUGUAACAAUGAAACUCUUACAGAAACUGUAAAAAGCCCUUCAUCAAGUAGCUAUGAAACUCCGAUGGAAAUAAAACCUUGUGUUAGUGUUAAAAAAUCAAAAAGAGGAAGAAAAAGUGAAAAUGUUUCAAAUUAUGACCAAACUGACUCUCAACUUGUUCUUACUAAUGCUAUUGAUGUUACUUCGACUAAGAGUAACUUAAGUAAUUCUGAAAAAAAGCCUAAGAGAGGAAGAGCAAAACCAACAAUAGAGAGUGUGACAACUAGUCAUAUAACUGAAUCAAAUAAUUCUAAUAACUCAAACAGUGGUGAUAGAAAAGUGACCAAAAAGAAAGGACGAAAAACAAAGUCAAAACAAAAUAUUGAUAAUGUAAAUUGUGACAUUUCAGAAAUAAAUAUGACUGCUGUUAUUACUGAUAUAACUUCUUCUAUUGAAAAUGAUCCCUUAAUUAAGGACAAUAAUAAAGGUGAUAUACAGAAAAAUAUUAUUGAUUCAAGUUCAAUUGCUAUAGAAAAUAAAGAAAAUGAUGAAAAUAGUGAUAUGGGUGACGAUAUUUGCUUAAGUGAAUUAAAAUCUCAGCUUGAAAAUGUUGUUUCUGAUAUUGAGAAAAACAAUUUUCCUUCUGAAAAUGACUUGCACAGUAGAAACUCUGGUAGCAAUGAAUCUUCCAACAUCCUCACAGAAAAUCUUCUAAAUAUACCACUUCCAGGUAAUACAGAAAAUAACAUUGUAGAGCCUACAAAAAAUGAAAUAAAAGAAAAUGAUAAAAUGGAGAUAAAAAAUUUGGCAUCAUCUCCAAACUUUUUAGAAACUAAAAGACCUUCUCGAAAUCGAAAUAAACCUGUUUUUAAAUAUGACGAAACUGGGUCAGAAGAUGAAGACCCUUUUGCCAAUAUAGAGCUAUCAGAUGAUGAGCCCAAUAAAAAGAAAAAAGGCAAAUAUAACUCUGAUGAUGAGUAUGUACCAGGAAAACAAAGAACCAAAAAUUCCUCAGACUCUGAUGAUUUUGAGAAUGAAAAUGAAGGAAAAUGCAAAAAAAGAAAAUUUUUUGACAAAUAUGGAAAAAUUAGAAGUCCUAAGAAAAAACGAAGCCAAAAGCUAAUUGACGUCCAAGAACAUAAAGGAGACUCUUCUGAUAUAAUAGAUAUAGAAGACUCCUUAAAAAGUUCGGUAGUACUUAAAAGCUCCCGGGAUGAUAUUACUGACUUUCUUGCCAAAAAAAUUCAAGGAACAGAUAUUAAAAUAUUUAAAGCAAAGCCAACAGGUACAUCACAGACAUCCUUUGAAAUUCCAAUAAUAGACCCAAAUGAGCCUAAAAAAUGUGUUGAAUCUUCUGCUCAGACAAAUAGUAUUAACAUUAAAUCAGCUGGUGUUCAGACAGAUACACAGUAUGAAUGCGGCAUGAUGAAAGAAGUCACUUUAUCUUCUAUUCAAGCAGAAAAGGCUUGUGAGUUUUUAAAAAAUAUUGUAAGUACAACUGCUGAAUUAGGGGAGCUUAUGACCCAAAAGUCUCAGGAGUUUAUUGCAAAAAAAAUUAACACAGAUCAUGUAACAGAUACAUUGAAAAUGGAUUAUUGUGUUAAAAAAUCCUUCUUGUUGUUUAAACUUGCCAAGCAUAAUCUGUUACAAAUGGAGGAAGACUUAGAAAAACAAUAUGAAGAUUUUUUAAAAACUAACAACCUAAUUCAGUACAGAGAACAGAAAAAAGAAAUUACUCCACAAUAUAGAGAAGACAGUGAUUGUGAAAUUAUUGAAGUGGCAGACUCAGUGUCAAAAAAAAGAAGUUCUAAAGAAAAAGCUUUUAAUCCUAAAACUGUGUUUUUAAAUAAGGAACUUUCAAUAAAAAUUGCCAAGAAAACACAAGAACAACCAGCAAAGCAGAAAGAAAAGAUAAAUGUUAAGGGAAAACAUACUGUUUGGAUAAAUGAUUCUAUAAUGGUGAAAAAAGUUAAACCUACACAGUCUUUUUUAGCCCAGGACAGCCGAAACAAAAAACCACCUGAUUAUGUUACAUUGGAAAUGGUUAAAAAGUUUUUUGAUGACUACACAAAACAAAAAAUGUUAUUAAUUUGUAAAAGACUUAACUCUGUUAAAUGGUUAUCUUCCUAUCAAGAAAUAAUAUGUAAUUACUUUAUUAAAGGAACCAGUGAUAUUGGGAGCUCUCAAAUUACUGAAAAUUCUGCAGCUUCAAACUGUCUGUUAAGAACUAACAAUAUAUCACACAUAAUGAAGUCAGAUAAAUUAAGAAAAAAAAGGGAAAAUGAUAUGAUGAAUCCCAAAACCCUAUUGACUUUAUGUAUAGAAAGUUUUCAGAACCAAUAUCAUAAACCAAACCCAAAGACUUUGUUUACUCUUUGUGUAGGAAGCUUUCAAGAACCAUCUAAAAGAUUCAGUCCAAAAAGUUUAUUUACAUUAUGUGUAGAAAGUUUUCAAAAAUCAAGCCAUGAUCCAAAAUCCUUGAUAACAACUUGUAUAGAAGUUAUUCAGAACCAAAUUCUAUAUAGAAAUGCAAGCUCUGUAAAAAUUGAUUAUCAUCAGCAAGAUGAUUCUAUAACACCUUAUUUUCAAAAUAACAAAGUGAAGUCUCUUAAGUUUUUAUGUUUAGUGAAUUUGAAUAAGCUUUUUAUGAUAAAUUGUACACAAAGCAAUAUUUUUAACAUUGAUACAAGUCAUAUUGAAUUAGAUAAUAGGUCACCUAAACCUGAAGUUAAAUGUCUAUCUACAUUAUGUUUUAUGAAAAUUCAAGGACACUAUCUACCUAACAAUCAAAACAACUAUGUGAAUUCAUUAUCACUUAUAACUUUGCAAAUUAUAAAUAAACUGAUGUCAAAUCAACUUGUUAAUACAAAUUAUAAUAGUCAAAACAAUGUAAGAAGACAGAUGGAAAGAACUCAAGAUACAUUAUACUUAAAAUUAAACUUAAAUGAACAAGUGGUUACAACAGAGUUAAAUGAGGUGGGAGACUAUGAGAAAGAUAGUGACAGCGAUGAUUACUCUGACUAUAAUUCUGAAUCAAAUUAUGCAGAAAAAGCUACAGAAGCAACUAGUUGGGUCUCUAAAGUUCAAUUGCACGAUUUACAUUCUGGAGCCCAGUCUUUACUUCAUAGUGGCAAUCAAGAAGAUACUAAUAUAAUCUAUAAUGUUUCUUCAAAAGUUUGCAGACUGGAACAAAUAAAAAUUGAGCCAAUUGAACCAGAAAUAACAACUUCUUUAGAAGCUGUUAAAGUGGAACCCUUUGAUGUAACUGACAAUAAUGAAAGCAUUAUUGCAUCUAGCAGCUUUUUAACUAAAGAAGAGUUUAUUGAUCAUAUAUCUGAAGAAAACAGACCACAAGUAACCAAAGGAUCUUUUAGCUCAUUUGAUGUUGAUGUAUUUGAGUCAUUUGUGCAGUCAAAUAGGAUGAUAGAAGAUAUAAAUACAACUAAUUUAAUAUCACAUCCUGAUGAGAUCUAUAGCCAAAGUUCUCAAAGAAUUCGCAGGCAAUAUGAUCCUGAUUCUGAUGAAGAAAAUAUAAAUUCUGUCGACAGUAUGGGUCUAUUAGUUCCCCAAAGCAUAGAACAAGCAAAGGACAGUUUGUUAGGAAAUAGUUCUGAUGAUGGGGUACAGCAUAUGGAUAAGGCAGUUAAAAAAAGGUAUUUUCGUUCCCAAUCAGGAAAAAAGAUGACUAAAGGAUUGACAAAUACUACAGAAAAAAAUUUUAUUGGAAAAGAAGUAGAGAAUUGUGCAAGAAAAAUGAGAGGCAAAAUUAGAUUAGAAGAGAAACGUGACUGUGAUACACCUUUGAUAUCAAGAAAAACUAGGCAGGCUGAAUUACCUGAAACAAAUGAUAAUAAACGUGUAGCUGAGAACAUAGCUAAACCUUCCACAAAUGAAAAUAUUAUUUCAGAGAAAGAAAUUCAAUGCAAUGACGUGGAUUCAACUGAAAUUAUAACCCGAGACAACUCCAAAAAUUCCCGGAGAACUAAAAACUGGCAUAAGAAUAGUGAUAACAAUCAUGAUAAUUCACUGAAUUAUGACCUAGAUGUACCUUCUGAACUGUUAGAAUGUGAACCAGAUAUCUCAAUUGGAACUAAUAAUAUAUGUUCUGUAAAAUUUAAAGAAACAAAUAUAAACAAGUGUAAACCCACGUCUGAGCAAAAUUUGGAAGUCAACAUGAAGAAUGAACUGAAAUGUGUUGAAAGAAAUGGUUGGAAAUGUUACGAAAUAGAUCAUAAAGAUUCCAAACUUUAUGAUGAGGUAUCGAUUGCAUUAGAGAAGCUUCCUGAAUCCUUUAUUAAAACAUAUAUAAGAUUUCAAGGUAUUACAGAUAAAAGUGAGGACGACACGGAAGUUGAUAGACUAACAAAUUUAAAUUCCUUACAUCGUCAUUUACCUAAAGGUAAAGAAAGUCGCACAAUCAGAGAACGGAAGAGCUUUAAAAAAAUAAAAAAUGUAGUCAUUAAGCAGGAAAGUAACGAUAACAACAAUGACAAUGAGCAUUUUGCAGAACUUACUCCUUCCGAAGAUGAAACUGCCGAUAUAUUGGUCCCAGAGGUACAAGAUACAGACAACAAACUGGCAAAGAAUCUUCUUUUGGGAGACGAUGAGAGUGAUACAGAACAAGUAAAUAAAUCGAAUGUAUGUAUUGAUGUGAAACAGGAACCGGAAACUUCACAAGGAACUAAAAUUCAUUCAAGUACCAAAACGAAAGUUGCAAUGACCGCUGAUGGUUUAGACGUCAUGCUCACAGCAGAUAUAAUGAUGAAUAAAGAAUUAACUCUCCUACAUACUCCAGUCGCUCUAAAGGAGGAAGUGGCGCCGACAGAUUCGAAAGACCUUCAGAAAAUUAGGAACUCAUUCAAAGCUGGCGUUAAGAAGUCAAGACAAAGUGCUCCCAAAGAUGACGAUGACUCUUCUUCAGAAGAAGAGAAGCAGUGGGUCAACAGAAAAGAAAAAAUGCUCAAGCGAAUGGGAAAAAAACAAGAAAUCACUCAAGAGGACGAAGCGAAAGGAGCGAAACGAGUGAGCGAAUUUAUUGAAAAGUGUUGUGAUGGACCCAGGCCUGUCAGGGGAAGAGGAAAGAGAUCCCGGAAGAAGUUACUCGAGAAACGGAAGCAGAUGAAAGUGUUAGCUAAAGAACUUUUGUUUGAAUCUGGAUCCGGCAAAAGAUCCUCGCAAACCUACGGGAAGGGACGACGUAAUAUUCGAAAGGUGAUAGACAAGAAGUCCCUUCAGCGAGACACAGUGAGGGCGAACAUGCAAGAGUUCGAGAGGAAACAGAGGCUCGCUCAUCGUUUGCUUGAAUUGCGAGAACGACUGGGCUGCGAAGAAGGUGUGAACGUGGUCGUGAUAAACGGCGAACUUUGCCUGGAGUACGACUUUGACAAAAACGCGCCCGUCGCCAGCGUACACCCCUACUUCACCGGCGUUAUGAAGGCGCAUCAGUACGAGGGAGUGAAAUUUAUGUGGGACGCCUGCUUCGAGACCGUGGAACGGGUGAGCGGCGGCCAUCCCGGAAGCGGUUGCAUAUUGGCGCACUGUAUGGGUCUCGGGAAGACCCUGCAGGUCCUGGCUCUCUUACACACGGUUCUCACUCACCCGAUGCUGAACAUGCGUCGGGUGUUGGUGUGCUGCCCUCUAUCCACUGUGCUGAAUUGGGUGGACGAGAUUCAUAAAUGGAUUGGUCCGGUCACAAACGAAAUUAAGGUGUUCGAGUUGUCAAAACUGAAGAAAACUUACGAACGGGCUUACCAAUUGGAGGAUUGGUACAGCGGAGGUGGAAUAUUCAUCGUCGGAUACGAAUUGUUCCGAAGUCUCACGACGCUGGACGCGGACAUCGAUGACGUCAGACCGACGAUUAUUAAGAAGAUUCGCACGGCCCUGUUGGAGCCGGGCCCCGACGUGGUCAUAUGCGACGAGGGACAUCUGCUGAAGAACGACAGCUCGGUCUUAGCGGUGGCCAUGAGCAGGGUGACCACCAAACGCCGCAUAGUGCUGACCGGCACUCCGAUGCAGAACAACCUCAGAGAGUACUACUGCAUGGUCAACUUCGUCAAGCCACACCUCUUGGGGACGUAUUAUGAGUUUUCAAAUAGAUUCGAAAACCCGAUCAUGAACGGCCAGCACCGAGACUCGAUAGAGGAAGACAUAAGACUGAUGAAGACCCGGACUCACAUCCUGCACAAAGUGCUGGAAGGUUGCCUCCAGCGCCAGGAGGCCUCGGUCCUCUACCCUUAUUUGCCCAAGAAAUACGAGUACACGGUUUUCAUCCCCUUGACCGUGUGCCAGCGGAACAUGUACAAGCACUACUUGGAGAACUACGCGAGGAGGGGCAGGCAGAUGGUGCUCAAGGACUUUCACACGCUGCAGAAGAUCUGGACGCACCCGCAAGUGCUGCACAACUUCCAAACUAAGGCCAGGGACGAGGAGAAUAAGAAUAUUAAAGUCGAAAAGCUGGAGGAUGACCUGGCGCACGAAGACAUCGCGGCGUCGGAAGACGUGAAGCCCGCCCCGACGGAGGUGUGGUGGCCGCAAUACCUGGAGGGAGGCGACACGCUGGACUCCUUGCACUGUUCCAACAAGUUCCAGGUCGUCUUCGACCUGCUCGACGAGUGUGUGGCCCUCGGGGACAAAGUACUCAUAUUCUCGACGUCCCUGUUCACGAUGGACACCUUGGAGUACUUUCUGCGGUCGAUCAACAAGUGGAGCUUGGGGCGGGACUACUAUCGCCUGGACGGCUCGGUGCCCGCGGAGGUGCGGCAGAAGUGGUGCAGGGAGUUCAACGCGCCGCAAAAUCAUAGGACCAAGCUUUUUCUAAUAUCGACUCGAGCCGGCUGUCUCGGCUUGAACAUGACCGCCGCCAACCGAGUCAUAAUCCUCGACACGUCGUGGAAUCCCGCGCACGACAUUCAGAGCAUCUUCAGAGUCUACCGAUUCGGACAGAAGAAAGACUGCUUCAUAUAUCGUCUCGUCGCUAUGGGCACCAUGGAGCAGAAGAUGUACGAACGGUCGGUGACAAAACAGGCGGUCUCCUGUCGGGUCGUCGACGAGCAGCAGAUCGACAGACACUACAAUUCGGCCGAACUCACCGAGCUGUACAGCUGGGACGAGGAGGGCUGGGGCGUGCUGGCGGGAAUGGCGCCGGGCGUCCGGGACCCGGCCCUGCUGCGCGUGGCGGGCGCCGGAGCCGUGCACGCCGUGCGCGAGCACGACUCGCUGCUGCGCGGCUCCGAGCCCGCGCUGCCCGAGGACGAGCGCGCCGCCGCCUGGCAACAGUUUCAGCUGGAGCACGCCGAAGGACAUCGAGCCCACGUCGUCACAGCCGCGAAGCGGAUGGAUCAAGCGAACCGCCGGCUGGACGCGAAGCCCCCCGCGGGAGCCUUCGAAGCUCUCGCCUCGACGGAGCCGGUCGCGACCUCGAAGACCGCGAGACCCAAGAAGAGAGCGAGCUCGGCCGACGUUCCCGACCGGCCCGAGAGGGAAGACCCGCCCGGAGACGACGACGCAGAGCACGAAUUAGUGAAGAAAAUUAUGAAGAUACUCAUCUCUCACAAAUUUCACGAAACCGCCAAACCGGAAGAGAUCACCGCCCUCGUUGCCAACAUUAGGAGACUCGUCGUGUCCGGAAUGAGCGGUGAUAUUUCUGUCGACGAACCGGUGGCGAGCAGCAUCGCGGCGGUGCUUCUGAGAGACCUGAACUCGGCCUCGGACCUUCCGGCCGCCGCCGGCGACGUCCCGGUGCCCGAAGGCGACAGACUCUCGGCCGGCGUGGGCGCCGGCACUGCCCACGAUACCGAUUCAGCUUCCGAUAGAAAGAAACGCUCCACGCGCAGAGCCGCCUUGAGAGCAGAACGGACUUUCGAAAUUAUCGACGACGACCCGUCCAAUCACGCCGAGGAUGUCGAAUGGGACGCGGGAGAGGGCUGCAAGAAGAAAUCGAAAUGCAAGCACAAGGAAAGCGAGAACGUGCGCCCGGUCUCAAGCCUAUCCGUCGAAACAAGUCGAAAGCUGCCAUGCAGCAUCGUGAUCAGCGAUGACGAAGUCGACGAUUCGCCCGUCUCGACGCUAGAAAAAAGGAACGAAGUCAAAACGGAUUCGAGGCGUGAGAAGAUAAAGUUAAAGAGGUCAUCGAAACGGGAUGUCGAGAUCCCACCUGCCGAGGAGACUGAUCGUGCGGAAGCGGUGCCUUUGCAUCCCUCUCUGCUGACGGACGAUAACUUCAUAAAGAUCGUGGCCCACACCUACUUGAAGGGAAACCCGAUGCUCACGGAAGACGCGGCCGUGAUGGCCGCCCACUACAGCACCAGCAAGGCACUCAAGGAGCUUCAGUCUUCGGGGAACCCCAUCACCGACGGACCCAUUUACGACGUCGCCGUCAAGGUCCUAGGUAAAACUCUUUUGAAGAAAAUGCAUCUGAACAAAUACGUGUCUUCUGCGUGUGCCUCCACUCGUGACAAAGAAGCAAAAGCACAAACCUCUACAGCGAUUAAACCAAACCACCAAGUCGUCGCCGCAUCAACGCCGCCAUCCACAAAUGCUCAGGUCAUAACAGACGACGAGGACGAUCUACAGAUAGUGAUUCCGAAAGAAAACCCUCCCAAGAAGAAACCCUUUGUAGGACCCAAGUCUCGUAAACUUCAGAUGGAAGGAAAGCAAACUAAAGUCAGUCCACCGACCACGGCAAGUGUCGAGAAGCCCGAGACUUCGCGACCGGAAGCGAGCAAAAUCUUCCCCGUCGGCAUGUUCAUCGGCCCCGGCCCCGGUAGUCCCGCUAAGAAAUCUUCCUUUGUGGAAGAGUGUAUUUUGCCUGAUGACGACGAUGACGUCAACCUUGCACCCGUUCACCCAUCUUCAAUUCCAAAAUGUACACCCGUUCAGUCCGCGUCUCAAAAUCGCUUACAGUCUACUCGGCAGCCUACUCGAGAGUCGACGCUCGCGCGAGGACCCGAAGCCGAUACGCAGAUAAAGUAUCCCAAAUUAUUACCGAAACCGCAUACCAUACCUCUUCCCGUUCAAAAUUGUCCUUCAAAACAGACGGCUUCUGUGAGUAAUGCUUCCACGGCGGUUCGCCGGGUACCAAACGAAAAAAUAGCUCCGAAUACCAGAGUCAAAAUAGUAGAGAAAGUAAGCGAAGCAUCUGGAAGCUCUCAACCUAAAACGGCCAGUGUAGCAUUUGAUUCGGAACCUAUAUGUCUUUCGGACAGCGACGAUGACUCCUCGGUAAACCCUGAAGGAGUCGAGAUUCCCGUGAGUCUGACGUCCUCCUUUCGACAGGCUCCCGACGCCCUCCCGACCUCCGGCCCACUGUUGCUACAGACUGCAAGUUUCAAGGCCAACAGUCCGUUCGGUCUUCCCCCUGCGAUCAAGAAUAUGUUAGACCCGACGAAAAAAUAUUAUUGGAUACCUUCGUCAUCGCUUCCUUUUCUUCAGAAGCAAAACGUCGUUUUGAAAGAUGCGUCGAUUCCCGGCGUUAAUACAAAUUCGGUUUCCAGUGUUUAUACACAUUGCACUCCCAGUGUUAAUGUAUAUUCGGUUCCCGUCGAGAACGACAUACUGCCGAAGGAGAAUCCUUUAGCCAGUAAUGUGCUAACCGGUGAUGGACAAUUGCACGUACGACGAGUUUCUACGACCGCUUCCCAUCCGACUAUCGCUCAGCCUUUGCCGAAAGCCGCCCACGUGACGUAUGGUACUAGGCAGAAUAUCGCUUCGAAAGCUAAAAGCACAGCCGGCUGUGCGUCUAGCUCUGUCGUAAAGAUACAUAAGAGAGAAAGUAGAGUGGAGAUAAAAUCUAAUAAUAAACCAGGAACUGUAUCUGCUCGGAGUUCGAUUCCGGAAACGAAUCGUAAACAAAAUACUGUAUCCAAGCAAGGACUUCCCGAUAUCGAAAUACUGGAUGACGAUCCUCCGCCGACUACGAGUACGACUACCAAUCGUACGUAUCGCACAAUCCGAUCACCGACUCCUCCCGAUGACGAUCCUAUGUCAAUUUUCAAAAACGUUGUUCACAUUCAAGCCCCUCAGCCGGACAUAAUAGAAGCCAUAGGAACAGCUAAGCGGACAGUUCCAGAAAACCCUCCUACGAAAUCGAAAACGGCCAGUCUACAGAAACAUAAUAUUUCCCAAAAACCUAGUGUCUCACUUCAAAGUGAGCAUAAAAAGAAGUUAAACGACCUACGUAGCCAACCCACCAGCACCCUAAUUAAAAAGACUGCGACAUCUGUGUCCAAAAAGCCGGCUUCGGUCACACUCGAUCUCACAGAUUUAGAAUCGAGCGAGUUCGAUAAAAAGAGGCUCAGAUUGGAUUUACUUAAGAGAUUGGAGAAAGCCAAAUGGGCGAAUGCAAACUUUAAAACGAACCUAAACACUCAAACAAACGCGAGCAAUGCUAGCACUGACCUCAGAGGCCGAGGCUCCAGCCGCGUCAAGCAGACUGCGACGAAUGCCUCCACAGAGCAGAAAGCCUGCUCUUUUGUCGACUUAACGGCAUUCCCUGUAAAUACACCGACAAAUACGCCUAAUAUGGACAAUAAGCGUCCAUCGCCGUGGUCAAAACGUGAUAUAAAGAAACCUAAAAGGUUGCAAACUCUCGAAGAUUUCGACUUGGAUGAUAUUGACGAUAUCACCGAAUUAGAAUAGGAUCUUGUGCUACUACUGUAUUUGCAGUGGGAAAGUAUUUUUUAGAAGUACAUAUAUUUUUGUUGUCAUGUGAGAAGCGGUCCGUUAACGAACUGAAAUUAAGUGAUUUUUUAAUUAAAGUAGUCUUUGUUAAUUUAGGUAUGAAAGUGAAGUUUUGCAUUUAUUCUAUUACAAGGAGGAUUCUGUUUCCAUCGUGAAUACGUAUUCGGUUUUUUUCUGACAUUAUGAAUAGACUUUUGUUUUAUAGUGACAUCUCAUUUUAUGUAUCUGAAUGAACGAAGCUCCUUUUAAUAAUAAUAAUUAUUAUAUAUAAGUAGGUAUAUUUAAGAAUUGAUCAUUAACGUUGUGAUUUGUUAAAGUGAAGGUUAGGCUGAGAGAUAAUAUUGUGUCCGAGAUGUAUCUUCGAAAGUAAAAUACUAUUAUGCGAA